UAAAUUUACUCUUGAUGUCUUUAAAUGUUAACCUUGAAAAGCUAACCUUGAUUUGAAUAUCGUAAAUAAAUUCCGGCUUUACUUGCAGACGAAAACCAGUUCAAAACUUCACUCGCAGUUUCAGACAAUUUGACGUAACAAAACCAAAAAUCAAACCGCAAAUCUACAGUGUUCUUCUAAUCGUGACUGCGAUCGCUCCUGAAGACAAAACGUAUAAAACCGAUCUAUUAAUACCGCAAUAAAAUAAAAUGAAGUUGACUUGAAUUAAACAUAGAAUUAUCAGACACUAAAUUUUAUCCAUUAAUAAUGGGCAUAUCAAUCUCCAAAGUGGCACUCACAGCCUUUGAACUGGCAAACGAAUUCUACAUUGCUCUUGGUUCAGGCUUCUGGGGCAUUGCAGUGCUGAUAAAUCAUGGAUUACAAAAUCAAAGAUAUGGAGGCACAUUUUGUCUGUCCACCAUUACAGCAGUAUGCUUGAUUUAUUUAAUGAACAGUGAAACCAUCAUGGAAGCUAGCAAGAGAAAAAUCAUUGUCAUCAGUGGUUGUGAUUCUGGUUUAGGAUUCUCAAUGGCUUUGCAUUUGUGUGACAGAGGUUUCAUGGUGCUGGCUGGUUGCUUAGACAUGAAAUCUGAUGGUGCAAAAAAGUUGAGGUCUGCAGGUGUGAGGAGUUUUGAUUUGAAUGUUACUAGUGUGGAGAGUGUAAGUAAUGCUGUGAAGUAUGUUUCUAAAGUGAUUGAAGAAAAUUCUGGAAAUGAAUUAUGGGCUGUUAUAAACAACGCCGGAGUGAUGGUUUUCGCAGAGUUUGAGUGGCAAACAGAUAAAUUAAUGUCUGAUCAAAUCACAGUGAAUCUCAUGGGGAAUAUGAGAAUGACGAAAGGAUUCGCGCCCAUGUUGCGCCAGUAUCGUGCACGGUUAAUCAACGUAUCUAGUCAUUGUGCAUUGGAGAGUCUUCCAGGGUUGUCUGUUUAUGGUGCAAGUAAAGCAGCCAUUAAAGGUUUAACUGAUUCUCUUCGUGUGGAGCUCGGUAAAUACGGUGUGACUGUUAUAAGUUUCAUCCCUGGCUCCUUCCCAACACAGAGCAACAUCCUUGCAAGGCAAAUGGACUACGUUUACGAAAUGCGCUCGGCAUUCACAAAAGAACAAGAAGAAUUCUACGGAGAUUACUUUCAGCGAUACAACGCAUACCUAGGCUCCAUUGCAAAUCCUAAUCCUGCCCGUAAACUUAAUUAUCCUGAUUUAUAUCUACAAUUGGAGCACGCGCUGCUCGCUAAACGACCGAAGUAUCGCUACAAAGUCGAACCGCUACGUUAUUGCAUCUAUCACGCGUUGUUUAGGUAUAGCCCGUUAUGUCUACGCGAUUAUUUCGUCGAGAUGUUUGUCCGAAUGCCGCGUUAUGAUCCACCGAAUCAAGAAAGCAUUCUUACACUCAAUACGGUUAUGUCUAUGCGUUCAAACUAUGACCAAUCAACAGUCAGUGAUGGAUGGACUGAUUCACAAUAUUCAAAGUAUAGGAGAGAAGAUGACACGUUCAGGUUUGAUUUAAAAGAAUCCCAAGAGUUGUUGGAUGAUGCAGCUGCGGUUGGCAAGAGGCUAACAAGCGUAGAUUUGCGGCAAGCGCCACAUCAUCGUGAGACGUCCGUAAGUUCAUCACAAGCUUACUUGUAAUCUGUUUUUAAAUUUUCAACGUUACUGUGUGCCAUGAAUCUUUUAUAAAAUCUAUUUUUUGACUUAAUUAGAAUACAUUAGAACAUAAAUUGCG
Dalotia coriaria is the source of this 1759-nucleotide messenger RNA. It is a transcript of the gene sro, whose product is annotated as SDR family oxidoreductase shroud. The coding region runs from base 307 to 1665 and encodes 452 amino acids. Gene Ontology annotation, biological process: steroid metabolic process. Gene Ontology annotation, cellular component: intracellular membrane-bounded organelle. Gene Ontology annotation, molecular function: oxidoreductase activity. The record is from RefSeq and is a predicted model, not a curated record. NCBI's taxonomy places the organism in Eukaryota, Metazoa, Arthropoda, Insecta, Coleoptera, Staphylinidae. The transcript is spliced from 4 exons.